AUGAUCUAUCGCGAAACAUACACUAUUUUUGAUCAAUCUAACCAAUUCGAAUAUUGUGCGACCUUCGCUCAAAAGGAUUCGUUGAACGCCCUGGUAUUGGUAGAUCAGGUCGCCCAAUUCGUGUCCGGGCAAAUUUCUUUCGAAACCACUUCUCUCCCGAAAGACAAAGUUCAUCACUACCAUGCUACUAUAACCCCCUAUACAUCACUGAGGUUAAAUCAAAGAAUAUUUAAGAAAUUCGAGGAAGAAAAUGCUAAUAUCUUGGAUAACAUUAAACUAGCAUUUGAUGGUCGUAAAAAUAUAUAUUCUCCUAAGGAGCUUCCCUUCGGAGAUUCGGCGAUAUUUCACGUUUUUUUAACUGAAAAUGAUUUUACGACGUCUGAACGUCCUCCGAGUUCUUUCAAAUUUAAAAUAGAGAAAGUAUCAGAAAUAAGCAUGAAAGAACUUAAUCUCUGUUUACAAAGAAAAUCCGAGCUUAGUAAAAACAUUAUGACUGCAAUAAACUCAUUAGAUGUCCUUAGUCGUCAUGGAUCAUCAAUGAAUCCAAAUUUUAUUUCCAUUGGUCGCAUUUUUUACACAUCUGAAAAUGCAGAGGCAAUAUUUGGUGGAGUCGAAGUAUGGCAAGGAUACUAUCAAUCAGUUCGCGCUACCGAUGGUGAUAUUCUGUCAUCAUUCAUAUUAAGAAUCCACAAUGUUUAA
This is a messenger RNA of Acaulospora colombiana, 699 nucleotides long. The record is from the annotation of a GenBank genome assembly. Lineage: Eukaryota; Fungi; Glomeromycota; Glomeromycetes; Diversisporales; Acaulosporaceae.